AUGUCUCUCUCACAACGCGUGGUCAUUAUCGGAGCCGGGAUCGUAGGCACCAACCUCGCCGAUGAGCUGGUCUCCCGAGGAUGGAAGGAUAUCACGGUCGUGGAGCAGGGCCCGUUGCACAUGCCGGGCGGAUCGACUUCGCACGCCCCAGGCCUUGUCUUCCAAACAGGUCCCUCGAAAACAAUGGCACAUCUCGCACGGUAUACAAUGGAAAAGUUCCUUUCGAUAGAGAAAGAUGGAUAUAAGUGCUUCAAUCAAGUCGGCGGGCUUGAAGUGGCAACCACUCCGGCACGGCUGCAGGAUUUGAAGCGGAAACACGGAUAUGCCUCGUCAUGGGGAAUUGAAUCCCGGCUUGUGAGUGCUGAGGAGUGCUGCACGCUAUACCCUCACUUGAAUAACGAGAUGGUGCUGGGUGGACUGCAUAUUCCCAGCGAUGGUCUCGCACUGGCAGCUCGAGCAACACAGCUGCUCAUCGAACGGACCAGCAAGGCCGGGGUACGUUACCUCGGCCAUACUCCCGUAACUGGGAUUGAGCGCGACGGUCCUCGUGUAACCGGCGUGAAAACCCCGAAUGGCAUCAUCUCAGCAGACCUUGUGGUCUCUUGCGCUGGGUUUUGGGGCGUUGAACUGGGAGCUAUGGUCGGCGUGGAGAUUCCUCUACUCCCAUUAGCACACCAAUACGCAAAGACGACAGCGGUACCCGCACUCGCUGGACGAACUAUCAACAACCUGCCGAAUGGAAUGAAUGCUACACUUCCAAUCCUCCGGCAUCAGGAUAAGGGUCUGUACUACCGUGAACACGGCGGACAAUAUGGCAUCGGAUACUACGGACAUCGUCCAAUGCCGGUCGUUGCAUCGUCACUGGGAUUGACGCCAAAGCACGUCGAUGAGAAAAGCAUGCCCUCUCGGCUGGAUUUCACAUCCGAAGAUUUCGAUCCCGCGUGGAAAGAGAGUCAAAAUCUUCUCCCCGCGCUCCGGGAAACAGAUAUCGCUGAUGGCUUCAACGGCAUUUUUCUCUUUCACGCCCGACGGUGGGCCACUCCUUGGGCAACCAUCUCACCUCGACGGCUUCUGGGCGUUGCCCGAGCUCUCGCCCAGAUCCUCACAACCGGUCGAUCUGACAUCGACGUCUCCGAAUGCGAUUUAUCCCGUUUUGAAGAAGUCCAACUCAAUCAUGACUACGUUAGCGAGACCGGGCAGCAAAGUUUCAGCGAGAUAUAUGACAUUAUUCAUCCUCUCCAGCAGCGCAAGUCACCGCGGAAGUUGCGUGUCAGUCCUUUCUAUGCCCGCCAGUUGGAACUUGGGGCAUUUUUCCUCGAGACUGGGGCUUGGGAGCGGCCAUGGUGGUAUGAAGCAAAUAAAGAACUGGUUCAGGCUCUGCCACCGUCAUGGAAGCCUGUCGAGAGAGAUGCCUGGUCGGCAAGAUUCCAUUCGCCUAUCUCCGCAGCCGAAGCGUGGAAGACUCGGAAUGCCGUUGCUAUGUUUGAUAUGACUGCUUUUCAUCGAUUCGAUGUGUCCGGUCCUGGGGCUCUUUACUUGCUUCAGCGGUUAACGACGGGUGAUAUGACCGCCAAGCCAGGGACGGUUACUUACACUCUUCUUUUAAAUGACCAUGGUGGAAUUCGUGGCGAUAUAUUUGUCCUGCGACUCGACGAGAGCGCGUUCCAGAUUGGAGCAAACACUGCAACCGACUUGGCAUAUCUGAAGAGAGAAGCCCGCAUCCAGGAACAGAACACACCAGGUCAAUGGACCCAGGUCCGUGAUAUCACUGGCAGCACAUGCUGCAUCGGUCUGUGGGGUCCUCGAGCUCGGGAUGUCCUCGCCGGAAUCAGCACAGCCGACAUUUCCAACAAAGGACUUCCCUAUCUUAGCCUCAAGAAGACGAUCCUCGCCGGUAUCCCUGUGACCCUAAUCCGCAAAUCCUCCGUGGGCGAGCUAGGUUGGGAAAUCCAAACCAGCGCCGAAUACGGCCAACGACUAUGGGACACAAUCUGGCAAGCCGGAAAACUGCACGGACUCGUUGCAGGCGGCCGCAGCGCUUUCAACUCCAUGCGUCUCGAGAAGGGAUACCGAACCUACGGUGUGGAUAUGACGACAGAGCACAAUCCGUUUGAAGCGGGGGUCGCCUAUGCCGUGGACGCAAAUAAAAAGGACGAUUUCGUUGGAAAAGCCGCUUUCCAGCGUCUGUCUAACCAGGUACCUUCUCGGCGACUGCGAGCUUUGAUCAUCGAUGAUGGUCGCUCGGUGGUUCUCGGCAAGGAGCCUGUGUUUUAUAAUGGCAAGGCGGUCGGUUAUGUCACUACUGCUGCAUUUGGGUACACUAUUCGCAAGCCGAUUGCGUAUGCCUGGCUUCCUGGUGAUGUAAACGAGGGUACGACUGUGGAGAUUGAGUACUUUGGGAGACGGAUUCGAGCAACUAUUGUAGCAGAGCCGCUUUAUGAUCCUGAGAUGAAUCGUCUUAACCAGGAUAGCUUGUCUGCUUCAUCUGGGUCUAAAGAUUCUUUCAGGUCGCGACUUUGA
Messenger RNA from Penicillium paradoxum, 2520 nucleotides. Its product is annotated as GcvT family protein. Lineage: Eukaryota; Fungi; Ascomycota; Eurotiomycetes; Eurotiales; Aspergillaceae. Gene Ontology annotation, cellular component: mitochondrion. The transcript is spliced from 2 exons. The record is from RefSeq and is a predicted model, not a curated record. The coding region runs from base 1 to 2520 and encodes 839 amino acids. Gene Ontology annotation, molecular function: oxidoreductase activity; protein binding.